CAAUGGCCUGGUAUCGAGCGCGGUGUCAAACAAACAAACAAGCAACAUGGCGACUUCUGUGGAGAUUCCUUUGAGAGAUACAGACGAAGUUAUAGAACUGCAGUUUGAUCAGUUACCAGAAGGGGAGGAAGUAUUAAGUAUUCUGAAGCAGGAAAAUGCCCAACUAAAAAUAUGGAAUGUAUUAGCGAUUCAAUAUUUUAAAGAAGGGAGAACCAGAGAUUUUGUUCAGUUGUUAGAGACUGCAAAGACAGAAAGUAACAUCAACUACACAAAUAGUGAUCGAGAUAGGAUGAUUUGCCUGGAUACUUUGGCUGCCUAUUACGUUCAAGAAGCCAAGAAAGAGAAAAAUAAAGAAAGAAAGAAAGAAAUGUUCACAAAGGCGACACAACUGUUUACAAUGGCUGACAAGAUCAUUAUGUAUGACCAGAACCAUCUCUUGGGUCGUGCAUAUUUCUGUUUGCUGGAAGGAGACAAGAUCGAUCAAGCUGAUGCGCAAUUUAACUUCGUUCUUGCUCAGUCUGGAAACAAUAUUCCUGCAUUGUUGGGAAAAGCUUGUAUUUCAUUCAACAAGAAAGAUUAUAAAGGAGCAUUGGCAUAUUAUAAGAAAGCUCUCCGGACCAAUCCUAACUGUCCAGCCUCUGUUCGUCUUGGUAUGGGCCAUUGCUUUGCCAAACUUGGUAAAGAUGGAAAAGCAAAACUUGCAUUUGAGCGAGCGUUGCAACUUGAUCCAUAUUGUACUGGGGCUAUGGUUGGUCUUGCGAUUAUGGAGCUGAGCUCAAAAAAGCCCGAUGCGAUUAAAACUGGCGUACAGUUGCUCUCAAAAGCAUAUUCUAUUGACAACUCAAAUCCGAUGGUUUUAAAUCAUUUGUCAAAUCAUUUCUUUUUCAAAAAAGAUUACACAAAAGUUCAACAUUUAGCUUUGCACGCUUUUCAUGGUACUGAAGUUGAAGCUAUGCAAGCAGAAAGCUGUUACCAAAUGGCCAGAGCUUUCCAUGUGCAGAGUGAUUUUGAUCAAGCGUUCCAGUAUUACUAUCAAGCUACUCAGUUUGCUUCUCCAGGUUUUAUCCUGCCAUAUUUUGGUCUCGGACAAAUGUAUAUUGCUCGUGGGGACACCAAUAAUGCAGCUAUAUGUUUUGAGAAGGUGCUAAAAGCGAUGCCUGGAAAUUAUGAAACAAUGAAAAUUCUGGGAUCUCUGUACAGUAAUUCUGAAGAUAUGGAGAAGAAGGAGAUGGCCAAGAGUCAUUUGAAGAAAGUCACCGAACAAUACCCAGAUGAUGUGGAGGCUUGGAUCGAGUUGGCUGGUAUCCUCGAACAAACUGAUGUGCAAGCUGCGUUAUCAGCGUAUGGUACAGCAUCAAGAUUACUCAAAGAGAAAGUAGGAGCUGACGUACCUCCGGAAAUAUUAAAUAACGUUGGAGCUUUACAUUUUAGAUUGGGAAAUCUUAAUGAAGCAAAGAAAUUUUACGAAGCGUCGUUAAAUCGCGCCCAAACAGAAGGCGAACAUGAUGAGAGUUAUUACAACGCUAUAUCAGUGACAACAAACUACAAUUUAGCAAGAUUACAUGAAGCUACUUCAGAAUUUGAUCUUGCUGAUAAACUAUAUAAAAAUAUUCUCAGGGAACACCCAAAUUAUGUUGACUGUUAUCUUCGCCUGGGUUGUAUGGCGCGUGAUCGAGGUCAGAUUUACGAAGCUUCAGAUUGGUAUAAAGAAGCAUUACAAAUUAAUCAGGAUCAUCCAGACGCAUGGUCAUUAAUUGGCAAUCUUCAUCUCGCUAAACAAGAGUGGGGACCAGGACAAAAGAAGUUUGAAAGAAUUUUGAAACAACCAUCCACAGCAAAUGAUUCUUAUUCAUUGCUUGCUUUGGGUAACGUUUGGCUGCAAACCCUUCACCAACCAACGAAAGAUAAAUCAAAAGAAAAGCGACAUCAAGACAGAGCACUCGCGUUAUAUAAACAAGUGCUAAGACAAGAUUCAAGAAAUCUUUAUGCUGCCAACGGUAUAGGUUGUAUUUUAGCUCAUAAAGGGUUCCAAAGAGAAGCACGGGAUAUCUUUUCUCAGGUUCGGGAAGCGACAGCAGACGUUGCCGAUGUGUGGUUAAAUCUUGCACACAGUUAUGUGGAGCAGAAACAAUAUGUUGCUGCCAUACAAAUGUAUGAAAAUUGUCUAAAGAAGUUCUUUCGUCAUCACAAUGUCGAAGUUUUGUUGUAUUUGGCAAGAGCGUACUAUUUAAGUGGGAAACUCAAGGAAUGUCGUCAUAUUUUAAUUAAGGCUCGCCAUAUUGCUCCGAACGACACAAUACUUCUAUUUAAUGCUUCACUUGUACAGCAGAAAUUAGCAACAUUAAUUCUCAAGGCAGAAAAAAGUCAACUUAAAGUUGUCUUAUCUGCUGUUGGAGAACUAGAAAACGCUCAGAGAAAUUUCCAGUGGUUGAGUCACCAUGGUGAUCGUAUGAAAUAUGAUCUGGCGUGGGCUCAAUCCGAGGCUAGACAAUGUCAAGACUUGCUCAGUCAGGCUCAAUAUCACGUUAGUCGAGCGAGAAAGAUAGAUGAACAAGAACAAGAAAUGAGAAGAAAGCAAGAAGAAGAGAAAGAGCUUUUACGCAAAAAGAAGGAGGAAGACGAGCGUCUUAAGAAAGAGGAAAAUGAAAAACAACAAAAAGUUAUGCUUGAAAAGAGAGCUACCUUCAGAGAAGCUACGAAGAGCUUGUUGGUUUUUACACAAGAACAUAUAGAAGUCAAAGAAAAGAAAACGAAAAAAAAGAGAGGAAGAGAUACUGGUGAAAUUUACUCCAGCGGGAGCGGAAGUGAAGUUGAGGACCAUGAAAGAGCAAAGAAGGAGCCUAAGAAAAAGAAAAAGAAACGAGCUGAUGGUGAACUUGGAGAAAAGAAAGCGCGACGUCCUGCACAGCGUAAGAGGAAAAAUGUUGAUCCAGAGGACGCACAUCUAUCUGCCAAACGACGUCGUAAGAUCAAGUCAAAAGCAAUAAUCACUUCAUCUGAUGAAGAUUCAGAUUCCGAUGUCGAUAAAUUGAAAAUAUCUGAAGAUAUUGAACGUGAUGAAAAGUCAGACAGCGAGAAAGGUUCGACUGGGGACAGUGCUCAAAGUAGCGGAGAAGAACGAGAUGAUUCGAAUGAAAAUCAAAAAGAAAAAGGUGACAGUGAUUCUGGCAAUGAGAACGUUGGAAAAAGCAAUUGGGAAUCCGGGGAUGAAAAAGUGGAGGAAUCAAAAGAUGAGCUUGAGGAAAAUGAUGAAGAAUUUAGGGAUGAGAGAAGCGAUCAGGAAUCUGGAGAUGAGAAUGUGAGGAGUGAUAAUGAGUCCGGAGAUGACAAUGAAAAUGCGGAGAAAAGUGAUAAGGAUUCGGAUGAAGAAGACACAGAAACAAAGGAACAGGAAUCGCAUGGUGAAAAAAAUCAAGAGAAAAUGGAAGAAUCAGAAACUGAGAGGAUGGAGGAAAAUGCAGAAAGUGAGGAAGAUUCGGAUGAGAAACAAAAUAAACACGGUAGUUAUUCAGAAGAUGAGACUACAAGCAGGAAGAAAGAGUUAUCAAGUGAUGAAGAAAAUGAAGUUCCAGCGCAAAAGAAAAAAUCAAAGCAUCUUGCGAGUUCAUCCGAAUCGGAUGAGGAAUAAGUCCGCAAACUCCUGUAGUUUUUGAAGAACUAGGCGCGCAAAAUUAGUGAAUCUCAAGAUAUAACGAGCGAUCUCUUUCACGACACGAGUAAAUAAAUAUAUCAUUGUUUACUUUACCAUCAAUAGUUCAACACAUAUGAAUAUAUAAUUGCCAUUGACUGCUAAUAUUGUGGCAACCCACGUUAAUGCAGCCUUUUCAGACCAGGCAGUUUACAUGAAUAAUAGCCUAAAAGUUGAAAUACGACAGUAAGUUGAAUCACUGAAUGUAUUAUGUUUAGUUUUAAAAUUAAAGCGUUGCUAUUCCUGAAAUUCUUGAAGUAUAUUGAAUACAAAACAUCAAUAAAGAUUUCUCAGAACA
Dendronephthya gigantea is the source of this 3986-nucleotide messenger RNA. RefSeq names its product RNA polymerase-associated protein CTR9 homolog. The coding region runs from base 47 to 3628 and encodes 1193 amino acids. The record is from RefSeq and is a predicted model, not a curated record. Gene Ontology annotation, molecular function: RNA polymerase II complex binding. Lineage: Eukaryota; Metazoa; Cnidaria; Anthozoa; Malacalcyonacea; Nephtheidae. Gene Ontology annotation, cellular component: Cdc73/Paf1 complex. The transcript is spliced from 29 exons. Gene Ontology annotation, biological process: regulation of DNA-templated transcription.